AAGAGCGGCGGGCACGGCGGCGGCUGGAUUCUCCGGCAACGAGCGGAGCGGGCGGGCUCUCCUCACACGAGCGCUUCCUCGCGGAGAAGCUGGAGUUGCGGCAGCGCAGGCCUGGGUCGCCGCCUGCUUCCGUUUUCCUCAGGGGUCUGCUUGUCUUGCGACGCGGCUCAGGAAUUUAACAAGAAACUGAAGUUUUGGUUCAAAUAUAUUUUGAAUUGAAGCCAGAAAUGUACUAGAAUUUAGAUUCUUUCAUUUGACUAAGGGAUCUGUUCAAAGAUUACAUCUCUGACUAAAGAACUGUGUAAAUCAAGGUAUGGUCUGAAUAUGCGUUGUUUGGCAGCUCGGGUCAACUAUAAGACUUUGAUUAUCAUCUGUGCACUCUUCACUUUCGUCACAGUACUUUUGUGGAAUAAGUGUUCCAGUGACAAAGCAAUCCAGUUUCCACGGCACUUGAGUGGUGGAUUCAGAGUGGAUGGAUUAGAAAAAAGAACAGCAUCUGAGAGUAACCACUAUGUCAACCACAUGGCCAAGCAGCAGUUGGAGGAGGCAUUCCCUCAGGAACAGCAGAAAGCACCCCCUGUUGUUGGGGGCUUCAAUGGCAAUGCGGGGAGCAAGGUGCUAGGGCUCAAAUAUGAAGAGAUUGAUUGUCUCAUAAAUGAUGAACACACAAUUAAAGGGAGGCGAGAAGGGAGUGAAGUCUUUCUUCCCUUCACUUGGGUAGAGAAAUACUUUGAUGUUUAUGGAAAGGUGGUCCAGUAUGAUGGCUACGAUCGAUUUGAGUUCUCUCAUAGCUAUUCCAAAGUCUAUGCGCAGAGAGCCCCUUACCAUCCUGAUGGUGUGUUUAUGUCCUUUGAAGGCUACAAUGUGGAAGUCCGAGACAGAGUCAAGUGUAUAAGUGGAGUUGAAGGUGUGCCAUUAUCUACACAGUGGGGACCUCAAGGCUAUUUCUACCCAAUCCAGAUUGCACAGUAUGGGCUAAGUCAUUACAGCAAGAAUCUAACUGAGAAACCCCCUCACAUAGAGGUGUAUGAGACAGCAGAAGAUGGGGACAGAAACAUCAGACCUAAUGAAUGGACUGUACCCAAGGGCUGCUUCAUGGCCAGUGUGACUGACAAGGCUAGAUUCACAAACGUUAAGCAGUUUAUUGCUCCAGAAGCCAGUGAAGGUGUAUCCUUACAGCUGGGAAACACAAAGGACUUUAUUAUCUCAUUUGACCUCAAGUUCUCAACAAAUGGAAGUGUGUCUGUGGUUCUAGAGACCACAGAGAAGAACCAGCUCUUCACUGUGCACUACGUCUCAAAUACCCAACUCAUCGCUUUUAAAGACAGAGACAUAUACUACGGCAUUGGGCCCAGAACCUCAUGGAGUACAGUUACCAGGGACCUGGUCACUGACCUCAGGAAAGGAGUGGGCCUUUCCAACACAAAAGCCGUCAAGCCAACCAAAAUCAUGCCCAAAAAGGUGGUUAGGUUGAUUGCAAAAGGGAAGGGAUUCCUGGACAACAUUACCAUCUCAACCACAGCCCACAUGGCUGCAUUCUUUGCUGCUAGUGAUUGGCUUGUGAGGAACCAGGAUGAGAAAGGUGGCUGGCCAAUUAUGGUGACCCGGAAGUUAGGGGAAGGGUUUAAGUCUUUAGAGCCAGGGUGGUACUCUGCUAUGGCACAAGGGCAAGCCAUUUCUACCUUAGUCAGGGCCUACCUUCUAACUAGAGACCACAUUUUCCUCAAUUCAGCUUUAAGGGCAACAGCCCCAUACAAGUUUAUGUCAGAGCAGCAUGGAGUUAAAGCUGUGUUUAUGAAUAAACAUGACUGGUAUGAAGAAUAUCCAACCACACCUAGCUCUUUUGUUUUAAAUGGCUUUAUGUAUUCUUUAAUUGGGUUGUAUGACCUAAAAGAAACGGCAGGGGAAAAGCUUGGGAAAGAAGCCAGGUCCCUGUAUGAGCGUGGCAUGGAGUCCUUAAAAGCUAUGCUGCCCUUGUACGAUACUGGCUCAGGGACCAUCUAUGACCUCCGCCACUUCAUGCUGGGCAUUGCUCCCAACCUGGCCCGCUGGGACUACCAUACCACUCAUAUCAACCAGCUGCAGCUGCUCAGCACCAUUGAUGAGUCCCCAAUCUUCAGGGAAUUCGUCAAGAGGUGGAAAAGCUACCUGAAAGGCAGCAGGGCAAAGCACAACUAGAGCUUGCAACCAAAAGCGCACCUCAGCCUCUUCUGAAUGCGGAGGCUCCGGCUCUGCCUUAGCAGCAGAGCUCAGCAGGCAUCGGCACAUUUUCAAGGAUGCAUAUUAGGAUUUUUCGGGUUACAGAGAUGUGAUAAGAGGUAAGAGCCUGAAAACCAGUCUUCUGAAACAGUUGCAUUCUGAGGGUCGGAUGUUUAGAAAUGUGGGCAGCAUUCAGAGCAGAAAGUGUUUAGUUAGUGGACUGAGCAAAGAGGUUGCUCUCCACUUUUCUUUGCCCAUCUUUCAGGCCCUCCACAGAGUCACUCUCAGUCUGAGAAAGAUAGUGAUAAGAAGCGAUGGCUGGCCUGCUGCUCAGCACUCACCUGAAAAACUAGUGUGGAGCUCUUUUAAAAUGUGAUUAUUUAUAUUUAUACUGAAAGCAGACUUUUUAAAAAACAAUGUGCUGUAAUACAGUAAAUGUGUGUGUAGCCUGGAUAGUAGAUGGUGUUCAACUUUUGAAAAGUAUUUCUUUUCCUGUAGGUUCAUUUCUUGGGAGUGAGUGAGAGUUUAUUGCAUUUGUUCAAUUGUUACAUAUGGACACUUUUGGAUUAUAGUUUUCUUGAACUGUGUAAAUUACAAACACAGCCCAUGUUCAGGCUUCACAGUUCUGUAGUGUAAGCACAACUGAAACAAAACUGUUGACUGCACAAGAAAUGACAAAAAUGCUAUGUUUUAUGAAACUUGAUCUACAAUCAGUAAAAGUUUGAUAAUCAUCUGUCCCUCCCUCUGUCCCUAAUGCGAUGCUUCUUUGUAUUUCAUUUCAUACUACACUUUGAUAGUUUUGUCCAUUUGGGGGGGCAUUACAUGGAAUAUUUAUUAUAGACUUAUACUGGUGAAGGAGCUAGUAAUUUGAAGUCCGCCUUCUGUCCCUUUUAGGAAUUCUUUUCCCCUUUUAAAGGGAAAUUGCUAAGUUAAUUCCUGCAUACAGCAAUCACAGUAGAGCCUUUCCUAGCUAGAUUGUUUUGGGUCAUCACUUUCCAAACCGUGAGUUCUAUCAGCUUUUCCUCUCAAACUUAAUCUUAAAUUGUUUCAGCUAUGAAAUGGAGGAGAUGCUAUUACAUCUGCCAUCCAUGUCAUCAGAUGUUCCUUAGGUUAUGUGUGACCCUCCCAUAAGGUUUUGUGGCUCUGGGGCCAUGGGCUUUAAGCCCUGUGUCCACAGGGCUUUAAGCAUGAGAUUAGAGCCAGCAGGGAUUGAUUUUGCUUUGGCUUCUGUUUGGAGGACAGUACAGUGCAUACAGUUUAGUACCAUGAGCCCCACAUUUUCUAGGACAGAACCAUGCAGUUUACCUGUGAUACCUGUCAGAUGCACAUUUGAGAGCCAGGUGGAUUAUCUACCUGCACACCAUACCUUCAUUGAAUUCAGCUGCCAAGUACUGCUUGAAACUGAAGAAUAUGUACAUAUUUGUGUGCAUGAUAUAUAUGUAAAGUACAUUAGCAUCAAAGGACACAGGAGAAAAGAUCUGUGCUGAAGACAUUGAACUGCCUAUAGAGAAUAAGCUUAAAUUCCCAAUUUAUAUGACCACAACUCUUGGUUUUGCCCACAGUGGAAAUAGGUCAUUAGGGUCCCCUUGCUUUUAACCUUCAUGGCUCUUAUAUAGCAGCAGGUGAGCGUGCACAUUUUGUCUCAGCAAUAAAGAUGGGGACUCCCUCAUUUUUAGUUUUAGUGCCGAUGUUCAAAAUGUUCAUCCAUUUGGGACCACCUUUACACCUUUACUUUAUCAAAUUUGCUACUAGAAUGGCCCCAACUUCUGCUUUGUGUUUGUAUACUGGUCUUCAGACAAGAGGAGUCAGUGAAAACAAAGUGGUACUGCUUCUGUGACAAACACCAGUGCCUUACCAGUGCGACUGUCCUUUUCCACUGAUGGAGAAAUGGCAAUUCACAGCUGUUGGUUUUCCACUGCCUUCCACGUUGCAGCAGCUACUGAUCUGUCUUGUGAUCCCACAGUGGCCUAAGAGGGCGUGCUGAGCUGUAGCAGCUCUGUGUGUGCAGUGCUUGCCAGACUUGAGACCUCUGAGUCAUCUGGAGUGCAGGUAUGCUUAAGUCUGCCGGGAAGCGUGCUCUUCUGCAUGUUUGACAAGCACUGGAGAUGUGCUGGGGGAGAGCUGGGCACAUGAAGAGGAGCACUGCCCAGGACCAUCUACUACAUUUUUGCCUCCAGAAAACUACAGUUUCUGAGGCUUUUACAUUAUGUAAAAUGUUUACUUAUUCUGAGUUUAGAGAGAAUGGGGAGGGUAUUUUUAAAGUGUUGGGUUUUUUUAUAUUUUUCUUUAAAAUUAAAUGUAUUGAUAUUGUUCACUUAUCUUGAGUUAGCUCUGAUGUUAAGUCUAUUGCCACUUCUGUUGUAAAAACCAGCCAAAAGCUUCUGGACAGAGGUCAUGUUUGAUCCUUUAGGAGUUAGUGUAUAUAAAGGCUUCAUCCCGAGCCACGCAGUGUUCGUGAGCAGGUGCAGACAUGGCACAUAAGCACAGCUCUCCAGAUGUGGCGGGCCUUUUUCUUUGUUGUUAUGCAAACUUUCCCAAAAGCUGCUAUUUUCAUCUCCUUGGAAUUGUUUUCUUGAUUCCCCUCCAUUGUACAUGUGGGCUGUAUGCCAUGUGUUAAAUAUGCAAUAAAGUGUUUACUGGAUGCCCUGCUGAAGGGUGGUCCUCUGUAAAGCUGUACAGACUUUGCAGUUUAAGCACAAUGUGCACAUGUUAGUUUUAUAUACAGCGAAACUUGAUUUUUUGCAAAUGGAAAGGUAUUUUGUUUCUAUAAAAAGUAAAUGGGUUGUUUGUGCUUAAUGUAAAGCUGCUUUAUAAAGUUGUAAAAUAAAGUUUUUAUCUUAAAAAAUA
Molecule: messenger RNA, 5046 nt
Organism: Nannospalax galili (Upper Galilee mountains blind mole rat)
Lineage: Eukaryota; Metazoa; Chordata; Mammalia; Rodentia; Spalacidae
Gene: Glce
Product: glucuronic acid epimerase
Exons: 6
Coding region: 325-2178 (617 amino acids)
Biological process (GO): heparan sulfate proteoglycan biosynthetic process
Cellular component (GO): Golgi apparatus
Molecular function (GO): heparosan-N-sulfate-glucuronate 5-epimerase activity
Source: RefSeq, a predicted model, not a curated record